Messenger RNA from Dicrocoelium dendriticum, 1020 nucleotides. The record is from the annotation of a GenBank genome assembly. NCBI's taxonomy places the organism in Eukaryota, Metazoa, Platyhelminthes, Trematoda, Plagiorchiida, Dicrocoeliidae.
AUGGGGGGGUGGGGCUGGGGGUUGGGUGGGGGGGAGUGGGCGCGAGCGGAGCGGAGUGGCGUGGUGAUUUCUUGUUAUUGGGGGGGUGGGAGUGGGUGUCGUGUUAAGAAUGGAGGAGUAAGGGGGGGGGGGGGGGGGGGGGGGGGGGGGGGGGGGGGGGGGGGGGGGGGGGGGGGGGGGGGGGGGGGGGGGGGGGGGGGGGGGGGGGGGGGGGGGGGGGGGGGGGGGGGGGGGGGGGGGGGGGGGGGGGGGGGGGGGGGGGGGGGGGGGGGGGGGGGGGGGGGGGGGGUGGGGGGGGGGGGGGGGGGGGGGGGGGGGGGGGGGGGGGGGGGGGGGGGGGGGGGGGGGGGGGGGGGGGGGGGGGGGGGGGGGGGGGGGGGGGGGGGGGGGGGGGGGGGGGGGGGGGGGGGGGGGGUGGGGGGGGGGGGGGGGGGGGGGGGGGGGGGGGGGGGGGGGGGGGGGGGGGGGGGGGGGGGGGGGGGGGGGGGGGGGGGGGGGGGGGGGGGGGGAGGGGGGGGGGGGGGGGGGGGGGGGGGGGGGGGGGGGGGGGGGGGGGGGGGGGAGGGGGGGGGGGGGGGGGGGGGGGGGGGGGGGGGGGGGGGGGGGGGGGGGGGGGGGGGGGGGGUGGGGGGGGGGGGGGGGGGGGGGGGGGGGGGGGGUGGGGGGGGGGGGGGGGGGGGGGGGGGGUGGGGGGGGGGGGGGGGGGGGGGGGGGUGGGGGGGGGGGGGGGGGGGGGGGGGGGGGGGGGGGGUGGGGGGGGGGGGGGGGGGGGGGGGGGGGGGGGGGGGGGGGGGGGGGGGUGGGGGGGGGGGGGGGGGGGGGGGGGGGGGGGGGGGGGGGUGGGGGGGGGUGGGGGGGGGGGGGGGGGGGGGGGGGUGGGGGGGGGGGGGGGGGGGGGGGGGGGGGGGGGGGGGGGGGGGGGGUGGGGGGGGGGGGGGGGGGUGUGGGGGGUGGUGGUUGAGUUAUUUUUUUGUGGUUUUUUGUGUGUUUGUGUGUUUGUGUGUUGUAUGGAUUUAUUAA